AUGAGACAGAUCAAGGUGUUGGACCUCUUCAUCCCCAACGCCGUCGGGUUACCCGUCGCAGCCAUUCUGGGCCCAUCUCCGUUCGAGUGUGCGAUUGGGUCGACGAUCGAGUUCCUUCGCAUCGAAAUGACGAGCUACCGCUUCAAUACGUUCGUCUUAUGGGCCCAAGACAAUCCUCCGCCAAACAAGUUGAGGUAUCUGGGCUUGAGGAUCCAGGAAUCGGUGCAAGACCGCGCUCGAGACAAUUUGUUGCGGGUAUGGGCCAAGGUCAAGAUCGAAGUCAUCGUGGUGAGAGAGAAUAGGCGACGUGAGGAAGAAUACGACGAGGUGUUCUGGAACCGAGUAGAAAGAGGAGAUUUUGAUCGCAUCCUCGCGGACCCGAAUUCAUAG
Messenger RNA from Microbotryum saponariae, 390 nucleotides. The record is from the annotation of a GenBank genome assembly. Lineage: Eukaryota; Fungi; Basidiomycota; Microbotryomycetes; Microbotryales; Microbotryaceae.